AUGCCAGGUCAAGAAAGUGGUUGCGUGACAAAGCGCUUACAGAAUGAGCUGCUACAGCUACUUAGUUCUACAACAGAAAGUAUUAGUGCGUUUCCUGUAGACGAUGAUGAUUUAACAUAUUGGGUAGGUUAUAUUACAGGCCCUGAAGAAACACCUUAUAGUGACCUUAGAUUCAAGAUUUCAUUAAACUUUUCUCAAAACUAUCCUUUCCACCCGCCAAAGGUGAAAUUCCUGAGUCCAAUGUGGCAUCCAAACGUGGAUAAAAGUGGCAACAUUUGUUUGGAUAUUUUGAAAGAGAAAUGGUCCGCAGUGUAUAACGUAGAAACAAUCCUGUUGUCAUUGCAAUCCUUACUAGGUGAACCAAAUAACAGAUCUCCACUGAAUGCUGUGGCAGCGGAGCUUUGGGAUACAGAUAUGGAGGAAUACAGAAAAAAGGUUCUGAUCUGUUAUGAAGAAAUCGACGAUUGCUGA
This is a messenger RNA of Saccharomyces paradoxus, 471 nucleotides long. It is a transcript of the gene UBC11, whose product is annotated as putative E2 ubiquitin-protein ligase UBC11. The record is from RefSeq and is a predicted model, not a curated record. The coding region runs from base 1 to 471 and encodes 156 amino acids. Lineage: Eukaryota; Fungi; Ascomycota; Saccharomycetes; Saccharomycetales; Saccharomycetaceae. The transcript has a single exon.